AUGGGCAGCAACAACCUGUUUUUACAAAUCUGCGGAUCGAUCGGCAUCGUGCUCACCGCCAUCAAUUUACUGCCAAUGCUCGUCAUUGUUUCCUACCGCAUGUGGAUGUUUGCACGGGAGCGCUUUGUGCUUGUGACCCUGUUCUACGCCCUCGGUAUCUCCUGCUACAUGAUCGUCGAGUCCUUUCCCACCGCCAGCACCGGUGCACUCGUGCAAGCAUCCAACACCAACAGUCUGAGCUGGUGCAUCUUCCUCGCGACGGGCCAAUUCUUCAUCAACGGCUUUAUCCUCGAGCUUACAUGCAUCCUCUCCUACACCUUUUACUCCAUCAACACCCUUUCCAACUUUCCCAUCAAAUUUGAAGUCUUUAUGCACACCGCCUCGGCCGUCAUCGCAUUGUCCAUGGCCAUCGUCUCUGGCUGGUGGUGCAGCAACCACUGCAAAACGGAACACCCGGGAAGCUGUUUGUAUCCCAUUUUGACGGCUACCAAGCACGCUCGCAUCCGCACAGCCCAAACUGAGCUCAUCGAAUGCAAGGCGUUGUCGCGCACUGAAAAGAGUCGUCACGAACAGCUCCUCACCAUGUACAAGGCCACCAUUAAAAGCGUUUACUCGCCCCUCAAGUUUUAUCCAUUGCUCUUCCUUUCAGUCCUCAUCUCCGAUGUGGUCAUGCUCUCUCUCCUCCCACCGGCUGGGCUGCACGAUGACGAAGCCGUUGGUCAUUUUCACAAACGCACCCCGAUCAUCCAUCUGCUUUGGAUUGUGGGUGUGGGCUCUGGCUCAUUCGUUCUCUUUUUUAGCCAAAAAGAGCACCGGGAGCGCCUCAAUGUGCGCCGCCUACUCCAGCGUUGUUACGGGAAGCGUGUGCGGGUUGCCAAAAGACAUAACUACAUUGUGUACGAGAACCCAGAUGAUUCCGAAGAUGACGAGGCGGAUGCUGGCAUGGGAGCUGUUGCUACCACGCAGUUGGCCAUGAGUGGCCCAGACGCAACGCACGAGUCACGGCAGCGGCUCAUCAGCUCGGCCGUACCACCCGACAUGUUGUUGGAUGAUGAGGAUUAUGAAGAUGCCUCAGGCCUCGCUGCCAAGGUCCUACGGGCCCAAGACACCAUCAAGCGCAAGAGCCGCGAUGGAUCAUAUCAGCCCCCUACCCUUGGUUCCAGCAGCUCGCAGGAAUCGGACCACGAUUAUGAAAACACGCCGAUAAAUGACGACGAGAACGCGCCAGUUCACGACUACGAGAAUGCGGUGGGCAGCGAUUAUGAGAAUGCCGCUCCGGCUGUGUCAACCCAGGUGACAGAUCGGGAUGAUGCGCCAACGAAUGCGUAG
This is a messenger RNA of Monosiga brevicollis MX1, 1329 nucleotides long. RefSeq lists its product as uncharacterized. Lineage: Eukaryota; Choanoflagellata; Craspedida; Salpingoecidae. The transcript has 8 exons. The record is from RefSeq and is a predicted model, not a curated record. The coding region runs from base 1 to 1329 and encodes 442 amino acids.